Molecule: messenger RNA, 2102 nt
Organism: Xiphophorus maculatus (southern platyfish)
Lineage: Eukaryota; Metazoa; Chordata; Actinopteri; Cyprinodontiformes; Poeciliidae
Product: fatty aldehyde dehydrogenase-like
Exons: 13
Coding region: 63-1883 (606 amino acids)
Biological process (GO): aldehyde metabolic process
Cellular component (GO): cytoplasm
Molecular function (GO): aldehyde dehydrogenase (NAD+) activity
Source: RefSeq, a predicted model, not a curated record
GGAACUUUGUACUAAAGUAAUAUCAAACUUGCUGGUGGGAGAGGCGGAGGAACUUAUUGAAGAUGUCUCAGGAAGAGCUGGUUGUAGAGCGGGCCAGGCGCUCCUUCCAGACUGGCAGAAGCAAACCUCUGGAGUUCAGACUGCAGCAGCUGAGAAGGCUGCAGAGCUUCUUAAAGGAGAGGCAGGAAGACAUUAAAGAUGCUCUGCAGAAGGAUCUCGGGAAGAGCGGCUGUGCGUCUGAGCUGUAUGAACUGCUGGUUGUGGAGGCCGAACUUCAGCUCUCAUUGACGAGGCUUGCAGAGUGGGCAGCUCCCCGGCCCGUGGAGAAGAACCUCUUCACUCUAUCGGAUGAGGUCUACGUCAGGCCAGAGCCCCUCGGGGUGGUUCUCAUCGUCGGACCCUGGAACUAUCCCUGGUCUCUCACCCUGCUGCCACUAGUUGGAGCUAUUGCAGCAGGUAAUGCAGCAAUAGUAAAACCAUCUGAGAUCAGCUCCACCUCCUCUACAGUCAUCAAGCAACUUCUUCCCCUGUACUUGGAUAAGGAUUUGUACCAAGUGGUGGAAGGUGGUGUGCCAGAGACCCAGCAGCUACUGAAGCAGAGGUUUGAUCACAUCUUCUACACAGGCAGUACAGCUGUAGGUAAACUGGUGAUGGAGGCUGCAGCGCCCCACCUCACCCCUGUGACCCUGGAGCUGGGCGGGAAGAGCCCCUGCUACAUCGACAAGGACUGUGACAUCAGGAUCGCUUGCCGCCGCAUCACAUGGGCGAAGCUUAUAAACUGUGGUCAGACAUGCAUUGCUCCAGAUUUUAUUCUGUGUGAACCUUCUGUACAAAACAGAGUGGUGGAAGAGAUCAGGAGGUGUGUUAAGGAGUUUUACGCUGACAGCCCAAAGACCAGUGAUGACUACGGCCGCAUCAUUAACCAGCGCCAGUUUAAGAGGAUCGUGGGUCUCAUGGAGGGGUGCACCAUUGCGUUUGGUGGAGAUGCUGAUGAAUCCCAGGGCUACAUAGGUCCCACAGUGUUGAAAAAUGUAACAGGUGACUCCAGAGUGAUGCAGGAGGAGAUCUUUGGACCACUACUGCCCAUCGUCACAGUGCAGAGUGUGGAUGAGGCAAUCCACUUCAUCAAUGAGAGAGAGAAACCGUUAGCUCUCUACGUGUUUUCCCACAAUGCCAAGCUGAUCGAAAAAGUGCUAGCUGAGACGUCUAGUGGAGCCCUGGUAGCCAAUGACUGCAUCGUCCACUUCCUGGACAGCGCUCUGCCGUUUGGAGGAGUUGGUCAUAGUGGUAUGGGCCGGUACCGAGGCCGCCACACCUUCGACCAGCUCAGCAACCUUCGCAGCUGCAUGAUCAAACAACUCAAAAUGGAAGGGCUGAACAGCAUGCGAUACCCCCCCCACAGCACGAAGAAACUGGGCUGGGCCCGCCGCUUCUUACUUUCACAGCUUAAUGUGCAGAAGCUGCGCAAUAUGGCUAUGUUGGCUAUGCUGACUUGCCUUGCAGCCUUUGUGGUGCAGAGUGCUAAUCAGUGCUGGCACCACAGGAGAAUUAUUUAUUGGAAGCUGGUCCAUGAAGCAUGUCCGGCUUAUUGCCUGGUUCCCAAGGCAAUAAUUCUGCUCAGGAUUAUCAGUAGUAAAGCAGCUAGUUUUACACAAACAACGGCUUUGUCUCUGAGAGACAAUGUGUUUUUGUCCAGAAAACCUGCCCACACAUCUACCCUCCUUUUAAUUACCCAACAUGCCUCACUGCCCCUGGUUGAAGGCCUCCUUUGUUCUGCGGUUCCUGCGCUGAAGCUGAGCAGUCGAUGCAGGUCAUCUGCAGCUGGAGUCCAGUCUGGUCCAUCACUGUACUGGUCCAAGCAUUUCAUAUUUGUACUAAUGUAAAGGACACAUGUUUGAAGUUAUCAGUUUAGAUCUGUUUUGUGUAAACCGAUUAUAGGAAAUCUGCUACAAUUUUAUGCUCACAUUUGUAAUUUAACUGUAGGAGUCAGUGUCCAGCAAUAUGUUACCAUGGCAAUCCAUUAGAGUUCAUAAAAAUCUCUCUUUAGUUCUGGCUCACAUUUUCUGUUAAUUAAAAAAAUAAAUAAAAUAACAUUUCUUCAC